CAACGGUAAAACGAGGGAGGGGAGGACAAAACAGUCAUAAUUUGAAUUCCAAAUAAACAUAUUUGCUCUACAAGUCUGACAGCUCUGCUUCGGCCUACUCUCUCCCUCCUUCCUCUCUCACUCAACCCAAACUUUGCAGUGAAGAGAGAGAGAGAAACAAAUCCACUGAGACUGAGACUGAGACAGAUAACGAAGAACAACAAUACACAUUUAGAGAGAGAAAACAAAACACAAAGAGAAAAUCGAUCAAAUUCUCAAAUCCCUAAGUUUUCCUUCAUUUUAAUGGCUGGAUACGUCGGAAUUUUAGUGUCAGAUCCAUGGCUUCAGAAUCAGUUCACUCAAGUCGAGCUUCGUAGCUUGAAAUCUCAGUUUCAUACGUUGAGGAGAGAGAGUGGACCUCUUACACUCGCUGAUUUGCCGUUGAAGAUGUCGAACCUCAAGGUUGUUGGAGAGAAUUUAACUGAAGAGGAGAGAGAUUCAUUUCUUCGGAGUAAUUACCAGAACAUGAAUGAUGAAGUUGAUUUCGAGCUCUUUCUUGGAGUCUAUUUGAAGCUGCACGCACAUGCAAGUUCAAAAAUGGGAAGUCCGGUGAAAAACUCGUCAGCAUUUCUUAAGGCUGCUACAACAACAUUGCUUCACACGAUAAGCGAGUCCGAGAAAUCUUCUUAUGUUUCACAUAUCAACAAUUAUCUUGGAGAAGACAAGUUCUUGAAGCAAUACCUUCCCAUUGAUCCGACAACCAAUGAUAUGUUUGAGAUUGUUAAGGAUGGCGUCCUUCUAUGUAAACUUAUCAAUGUUGCUGUUCCUGGGACGAUUGAUGAACGAGCUAUUAACAUGAAGAGCAUGCUCAAUCCAUGGGAGAGAAAUGAAAAUCACACUCUUGGCCUUAAUUCAGCUAAGGCUAUUGGGUGUACUGUGGUUAAUAUAGACUCGCAAGAUUUCAUUGAAGGAAGGCGUCAUCUUGUGCUGGGGUUGGUUGCUCAAAUCAUUAAGAUUCAACUUUUGGCAGACCUCAACUUAAAGAAAACACCUCAGUUGGUUGAGUUAGUGGACAGCAGUGAGGAUGCAGAAGAGCUGAUGAGUCUUCCACCAGAAAAAAUCUUGCUGAGAUGGAUGAACUUCCAACUUAAAAAGUCUGGAUACAAGAAAGUCAUCACUAAUUUCUCCUCUGAUAUUAAGGACGGAGAAGCCUAUGCUCACCUCUUAAACGUACUUGCUCCAGAGCACAAUAAUCCACAAACAUUGAAGGUAAAGGAUCCUCUACAAAGAGCAAAAUUAGUACUCGAACAUGCUGAUAAGAUGGGCUGCAAAAGAUACUUGACAGCUAAGGAUAUAGUGGAAGGGUCACCAAAUCUCAACCUUGCCUUUGUUGCACAUGUAUUUCAACAUAGGAACGGACUCUCUACCCAAGUGAAAGACAUAUCUUUUCUUGAAACUUCACCAGAUGAUGCUCAAGUCUCACGAGAAGAAAGAGCUUUCCGCUUUUGGCUAAAUAGUCUUGGCAAUUCAAAAUGCAUUGACAAUGUAUUUGAAGAUCUAAGAGAUGGAUGGAUACUCUUAGAGACAUUGGACAAGGUCUCACCAAAAAUUGUCAAUUGGAAAGUCGCAAACAAGCCUCCCAUCAAGAUGCCAUUUAAAAAAGUUGAAAAUUGUAAUCAAGCAAUAAAGCUUGGAAAGCAAUUGAAGUUCUCUUUAGUCAAUAUUGCUGGAAAUGAUAUCGUGCAAGGAAAUAAAAAGUUGAUUUUAGCUUACUUGUGGCAAUUGAUGCGAUGCAACAUGAUGCAACUCCUAAGGAACUUAAGGUUCCAUUCUCAUGGGAAGGAAAUCAAUGACGCUGAUAUUCUAGAAUGGGCUAACAGUCUAGUGAAGAACUCUGGAGGACAGUUACGUAUGAGAAGUUUUAAGGAUAAGAGUUUGUCAGAUGGGAUGUUUUUCCUUGAACUUCUUAGUGCGGUACAGCCAAGAGUAGUAAAUUGGAGCCUUGUUACAAAGGGAAUAAGUGAUGAAGAGAAAAGGAUGAAUGCCUCGUACAUCAUCAGUGUCGCGAGGAAACUUGGAUGUUCUAUUUUUUUGCUUCCUGAAGACAUCACUGAGGUCAACCAGAAGAUGAUCCUUACAUUAACAGCAAGCAUAAUGUAUUGGUUCUUGAAUCAACCUGCGGAAGAUAAUAAAUCAUCUAGUUCCUCCGACAGCGAGAAUGGAAGUCAGUCAGAAACCACGUCGAACUCGACCCUGGAUGACGCUGCAUCUGAAUCAUCAUUAGAGUAGGUUGGGCGUAUACAAUUAUGUGAUUAUUCUGUAUGUAUAUGGGAACUUUAACUAAAGUUCUUCCAUUUCCUCCAUUUUUUCUGUUAUUAUUUUUAAUCUUCCGUCAAAGGUUUUGCUUUCCUUGUGAUUUAAGUGCAAGAAAAUGAUAGGGAGCGAGUGUUUUUCUAUAGUCAAUUUUCCAAAGAGAGAAGUUACAUGUGAAUAGCAAGCAAGCAUUCUGUUUAGUUCCUGUAUGUAAUUGACGCUAUGGGAUUUCUCAGCAAAAUUAUAAAUUACUAAAGAUGAACUUCGAAUUA
Molecule: messenger RNA, 2564 nt
Organism: Beta vulgaris subsp. vulgaris (sugar beet)
Lineage: Eukaryota; Viridiplantae; Streptophyta; Magnoliopsida; Caryophyllales; Amaranthaceae
Product: fimbrin-2
Exons: 14
Coding region: 283-2268 (661 amino acids)
Biological process (GO): actin filament bundle assembly; actin filament network formation
Cellular component (GO): cytoplasm; actin filament; actin filament bundle
Molecular function (GO): actin filament binding
Source: RefSeq, a predicted model, not a curated record